Alternaria incomplexa is the source of this 375-nucleotide messenger RNA. RefSeq lists its product as uncharacterized. Lineage: Eukaryota; Fungi; Ascomycota; Dothideomycetes; Pleosporales; Pleosporaceae. The transcript has 2 exons. The record is from RefSeq and is a predicted model, not a curated record. Bases 1 to 375 code for a protein of 124 amino acids.
AUGGCUGCUCAAUGCUGCCGAGAAGAGACGGAUCGCCCACUCAUUUACUCUGAUGAGGAAGACGCCGUUGUUCAGACCAUGCCGAUCAUUCGUCACCACCAAAUUGAUCUUUUCAUCUGGGGGCAAGAAGGCUUGCAACGGAACAUUAGGAUUCAUCAAGAUGGUGUCGCGAUCAUGCCAGAAAAGCCACUCCAGUCGUUCCGCAGCUGGCUUGGCAAGUUCGGCUCCAAGAAUCGCGAGCAGGAAGGCAUGUUUGGACCAAAGACCAGGCAGCAUGCGCUCGCGAAGUAUGAACUCGGGGUACCCGUGGAGGUCAUUGUGAACCUGGUGAGAAGCGAUGGCGGCUUCGUAGACGGGAUCUUCCGGCCCGAAUGA